This is a messenger RNA of Dufourea novaeangliae, 2614 nucleotides long. RefSeq names its product thyroid receptor-interacting protein 6 (gene Zyx). The record is from RefSeq and is a predicted model, not a curated record. The transcript is spliced from 7 exons. Lineage: Eukaryota; Metazoa; Arthropoda; Insecta; Hymenoptera; Halictidae. The coding region runs from base 703 to 2322 and encodes 539 amino acids. Gene Ontology annotation, biological process: cell-cell adhesion. Gene Ontology annotation, cellular component: stress fiber; focal adhesion.
UGCGGAAACUAACCUGCGUGGCGACGCAGCGAUCUUCCUAUCCCUUCGAGGAGAUCGCGUCGACUAAUGUCGGUGACGAAAAAUGCAAAAGACACGAAUUUAUUGUCUUUUCACAUGUCAACCAGAGAUACAACCUGUUCAGAUAUCGAACGGUGAAUUAUUUUAACCAGAUUCUUACGUGAUUCUGUAACAUAUUUCAUGUUCCGUCGUCGUCGUUUUCGAACUCUCAAGAGGAGAAAGUUUUCUUUCUGUGCAGUCGGACUUGUGAACGUCCAUAGUGCGCGUUAUUAUAUUCGGAUUUGACGUAGGCAUUUUUGUUAAUUGAAUUACCGUACGCGACAAUGUAACAUCGUGAACAAAACAGGGCGUGGUUCGACACGUUCGCAAAUAAAAGUCGGUACUUUAGCCAUUGAGAGCGGUGUGUCGAGUGACAGUAAAGAGUACAAAGAAUUAACGAGUAUAUAGAGCGGUGUGUGGAAGAGGGCUACGGGCUGGCCCGAAGAAAGUCACCGUAAAGGAAUUUCUGAACUCGCGAGAUAAGGGAUUUAUGAGUCAGCCAUUCGGUUCCGACACGGUCGCCCCACGGAAACAUAUUUCACGAAUCGCGGAGGCUCGAAAUCAUUUUUCGACUUUCGACACUGCAAGAACGUUCCACGGAACAUUUCUUUCAAGGACGAUACGUUUGGUCGACUUACCAGAAAAAUGUCGAAUGUUAACAGUUUAGAGCAACAGAUUGCAAACUUGCAAAUUAAUCAUGGGGACAGCAUUAAAACUGUUAAGCCUGGCAAGAAAGUCGGGCCAGCCGUGCCACCAAAACCAAAAAAAUCACAACCCCAGGUACCGCAAAGUUACACUGUAAAGGCAGCAUCUGCUCCAUCGUACAGUACAGUACUUAAUAAUUCUGGAACAAACGAGAAACCAUCGAAUUUAUAUGCAAAUUCUCCUUCGCCUUAUAUGCCAUUGAACAUAGAGAAGAAUGAUUUCUCGCUGUCGGCUUGUACGAACGGAAAGGACACGUCUAAAGUUUACGGUAACACCGAUAACUUUUACGUGCAUCGAACCGAUGAAAAGUUUCAGCCGAAGUACGACUACGACGAGAAAAAUUAUUAUUCAAAUAUUGGAAAUAUGCCAGCUCCUCAAGUCCCUGUCGAGGAUCAUUCGAGAUCGGUAAGAAAUGUUGUGUACAGCAACAUCGAUCCUCCAGGGACUGUGCCGGUUAAAACAGCAAGCAAAACUGAGAAAGAUAUAAUCUAUAGCAAUAUUCAAUGGAAUUCGAAACCAGAGAAUACAUACUCCAAUAUACCUGCUGCUCAUGAUGACUUACCACCGCCCCCAGAACCAUCGGAGUACGUCCCUUGCGUUCCAAGUAGUUCGUUUCCUCCGCCACCGGAAGAACUGCCACCGCCACCGAGUCCUGUGUCGUCCAGCUAUAGCGAAUUAAGACGCGCCACUUAUCAAACUGAUUUCCCAUCGGACAAUUACCCGAAUGACAUUUACGGUCCAAGCUCGCAGUCCAGUUCGACAUACGAAUCUAUAUACGAACCGAUUAAUCCUCGACCGCCGUCUCAGUUGUCUUGCAAUUAUUCUAUGUACUCCGGCUAUGGAUCCGCCACGUCCACUCAGCCCCAGGGAAAAGUGUCUCCGGUCAAGGAGGUGGACGUCCUCACUGAUCUGUUGGUUCAAGGAAUGGAGGACAACGCCGAGGACGGCGACAUAUAUGGAAUUUGCGCGCAAUGCGGUCGUAAAGUCGAGGGCGAGGGCAACGGUUGCUCCGCAAUGGAUAAGGUCUUCCACAUCGAUUGUUUCUGCUGUUACGUUUGCAAAGUGAAUCUCCAGGGCAAACCGUUCUACUCGUUGGAAAGCAAACCAUACUGCGAGGAAGAUUACUUGAACACUUUGGAGAAAUGCUGCGUAUGCACUAGGCCGAUACUCGAUCGAAUAUUGCGAGCCACAGGAAAACCUUAUCAUCCGUCCUGCUUCACGUGUGUAGUUUGCGGUCAGAGUUUGGACGGUAUACCGUUUACAGUGGACGCUACAAAUCAGAUUCACUGUAUACAAUGUUUUCACAAAAAGUUCGCGCCACGUUGUUGCGUAUGCAAGCUACCAAUCAUGCCAGAACCAGGACAAGAUGAAACUGUACGGGUAGUGGCUCUCGACCGUAGCUUUCAUAUACAGUGUUACAAAUGCGAGGAUUGCGGUUUGGUACUCUCCUCGGACUCAGAGGGUCGCGGUUGCUAUCCUUUAGAUGACCACGUGUUGUGCAAAAGUUGCAACGCUACUCGCGUUCAAACGCUAACGUCGCACAUGACGACGGAAUUGUGAAGCGUGUAAAACACGCGUGAUAACUAUCGAGGACUCUACUGCUCGAGCCAUAUACACAUACAUCUGCGAAGUUCCUUAUCCCUCGUUGAUAGGGAAACAUUGCCAAUUUGCGCGUUGACUUUUUAUACGUUUUUUGUUUUUCAAGAAUUUUCUAAUCGAAGCCAUUUUGUAUUCCCCAUACUUUUUGCACCGAACGCGUACACAAAAAUUUUCGUAGGCUAUUCGUAUUUGUUGGAAAUGUACCCUCGCGAGCAAACUCUGCUUUUAGUAGGGGAAAAAGUAACGUAACGUA